GGUCACGUGACCGCAGCAGGAGCAAUGACAUUGUGCAGAACACUCAGCAGCUGUCAAGAGGCUCGUUCUUUAUUAAAAUACCUGCUAUAAAACCUUAGUCAACGUCUUUCAACAUGUCAUCCGCCAGCACGGGUUUUACAGAGGACCAGCAGCGAACAACGCAGCAGAUGCCCUUGGGGACCGACUACAUCCCCACAGAGGAGGAGAAGAAUGUGCUGAGGGAGUGCAACCGGGAGAGCUUCUUCUACAGGUCGGUCCCCUUCUCCGUGGUCAGCAUGGCUAUCACUCAAGCCCUUGUUGCCAGAGGAACUCUGUCUGCUUCUCCAAGAUUUGGAUCUAUACCUAAAGUGGCCUUUGCCGGUUUUUGUGGCUACCUAGCGGGGAAACUGUCGUACAUGAAGACAUGCCAGGAGAAGUUCAAGAGGCUGGAAAACUCCCCUCUGGGAGAAAUCCUCCGCCAGAGGACGGGAGCACCUCCACUUUAUUCCAGCGCCGGCCAGUCGGAGCUGAGUGACCCGAACGCCCAGUCGUUCGACAGCAUGUUCCAGCCCACGGAGACCCCGAGCUCCGGCCGCUCUAGAGAUUACGGACGUGGCUACAGUCCGGAGCCGCCCAUGCAGAUGAGCAGACCCGACGACUUCAGCCUUCCAGCCCAGUCGUAUGACGAUGACGACGAGCCCAAGAAGAAGGCCAUCCUGUACGAGGACUUGAGGCUUAAAAACAGGGAGAACUAUGAGGUCACACUGAUCCAGAAGGCCGACACGAUGCUCAAAGAAUCACCACAGAAGAAGCUGGAAAGACCAAAGAUGGAGGAGAAAAAGAAUAAAUAUGGAGACUCCUGGGAUGAAUGAGCUGAGCUUUGGCGUCACCGAUAACGAAGAACCGGGUCUUCAGUGGCCACUUUUCAUGUACUUGUAGGAGUCUGAUGUUGUAAAUGUGGAUUAAAACACAGAUUAAGACUGAA
Cololabis saira (Pacific saury) is the source of this 964-nucleotide messenger RNA. Its product is annotated as OCIA domain-containing protein 1-like. Lineage: Eukaryota; Metazoa; Chordata; Actinopteri; Beloniformes; Belonidae. Gene Ontology annotation, cellular component: endosome. The transcript is spliced from 8 exons. The record is from RefSeq and is a predicted model, not a curated record. The coding region runs from base 114 to 851 and encodes 245 amino acids.